Messenger RNA from Mauremys reevesii (Reeves's turtle), 1298 nucleotides. RefSeq names its product pentatricopeptide repeat domain 2 (gene PTCD2). Gene Ontology annotation, cellular component: mitochondrion. Bases 26 to 1198 code for a protein of 390 amino acids. The transcript is spliced from 10 exons. Lineage: Eukaryota; Metazoa; Chordata; Testudines; Geoemydidae. The record is from RefSeq and is a predicted model, not a curated record. Gene Ontology annotation, molecular function: protein binding; RNA binding. Gene Ontology annotation, biological process: mitochondrion organization; regulation of mRNA processing; multicellular organism development.
CCCGCCCGCCUGCCUCUGGGCGCAGAUGGUACGUUCCGAGGACAGAAUGGCCGCCGCGGUAGCCGGGGGUUCCAAUCGAAUCCUGCGGGAGACAAUCAAACGUUCCAUGCUGCGCUCAGCUGCCGCGGCGCUCGACUGCUGGAGCUGCCCGCACGGAGCAAAGCGAUAUCUGCUAACAGAUGAUAUUAUACGAUUGCAAGAAUUUCAGCAGAAGAAGAUAGCAACUGAACAUCAAAUUUAUGGCAAUAGAGAUUCAUAUUUUAGAAAUAUUGAAGAAAAAUUGAAGAAAAAUGGAAUAAUCCUCAAAGAUGAGUUAAAAACAUUGCUGCAUUUGUGCCAGACACCAGACGAUGUGGAAAUAGCUAAAAAUGUUAUUUACAGGUACCAUACAGAGAACAGAAAUGUGGCCUUUGGUGAGUUUAAAUUUGGACCCCUUUUUAUGAGGCUGUGUUAUGAGCUGGACCUUGAAGUACCUGCAAUAGAACUCAUCAAAGAUCAGACUCUGCACGGCUUCUUCUCUGAUAGCACAUCAUUCAAUAUUUUGAUGGAUAUGUUGUUUAAAAAAGGUCAUUACGAAAGUGCCUUGGAAGUGCUGGGAGAAAUGAAAAAACAACAUAUAAAAUUCAUCAAAGAUACCUAUUUACUUGCAUUUGCAAUAUGCUACAAACUGAACAGUCCAGAGUCUUGCAAAAUCUGCACAAAGUUACUUGAAGAGGCUCAGUUAAAAGGAGAGAACAUGUCAAGACGAGCAUACUGCUUUGCUGUAGCAUUUGCUCUGAAACAGAAUGAUGUGGUAAAAGCCCGGUCCUUUUAUUCUCAGAUCAUGAACACAGAGAGCAGACUAUGCAGUAAUCUUAAUAUUCUUGUACUGGCCAAGUCUGGGGCACUAGAAGACCUUAUGCAGAUACUGGAGGCAGCAGUGGAUAUGGGUGCUUCACAAUUGGUGAAAAGAACUGAGUUUUCUGAGCAGGUGCUGGCUACAGUCAGGGAAGAGUUGGAGGAAAACUCUGUUUUUCGUGCCAGAUUAGAAGAUAUCUGUGCCAAGCUGCAAGCAUCAGGACAGGUAACCAAGCUGACUCUGGACGACAUGCUGUGCCAGAUUUCUUAUGGAAAGAAGCGCCAUAUGCAGUUAUUAAAGCAAAGGCAAGUGAGCCGUCGGACUUUCAGACCACUUAAAUCGGCUCUGUUAGCUGAGUAGUUCUAUAUUUGACUGCAAAUUGUACUAACAAUAGCAUCACUUCAAAAAAUGUGUGAAUAAAGCAUCUCUUCUUCCCUUCUCCUGCAGACAGAUGUUUUAA